UAGAUAGUGAACAACUAAGAAGACCAAGCCAAGAGCAGGCACUGAUAGCUGAGUCAACGGAAGAAGACGGAAUCUGAUAGGUGCCCACCAGUUUGAGAGCAUAUAUAUAGCAUGACCCUUCUCCAUUCUGUACAACUGGCUUUCACCUAUUCAUCAGGACAUUAGCAGCAAUCCAAAAUCCAAUCACACGAUGUCUACUAUACAGAUCCGCACCAUGCCGUCCGAGAAGCUCGCCAAAUCCAUUCUCUCGGGCGUAACACCAGCAGCAAAAGAGACCUUCAAACUCGACUCCUGGGAUCCGGCCGUCUUCAUCAGCGAUCUUCUCCUCCAGAACACUAGUAAUGAGAAGAUCCCGAAGACUUAUGAACAAACUUCAAAGUCUAUGAGCGUAGCUUUUGCCAAGGGCAUUGGAAGUUAUUCAUCGUAUAUGGACACAAUCGGAUUUGAACCCAGUAUCGCGGUCGCCAGAGAACUGAAAGAUCAACAGCAGCUUUACAAGUUCGUGACCGAAGAGAGAUCAGAAGGCUAUCCACCACAUCUGGAAGUCGUCCCACCGAUUGACGUUUUUGAAAAGGAGGAUAUCUUCGCGGAGAACGGACCUGAUGGGGAGACAAAUAUCAACCAGUCUUCAAUCGGAGACCUUGAGGGAGACAUCGACCCCAACAAGAAGUGGUAUUCGGAUGCUAUCUUUGCCCAACAAAAUUUCACAGGGAUCAAUCCAACGACAAUCGAAUCCGCUGGCAAGUGGGUUUCUCGUUUCACUGUUGAAGCUCAACGCCAGAGGCUAGACAAGACAAUGGCCCAACUCUUGGAAAGAGCAGAUCCGGCAUCGUUGUUCGUGCAAGACUGCAGCUACUUUCGCGAAGCUUUCGGAUUUUCAGCGAAGGACCAGCAGAAGAACAUUGCAGACCCAGGUGGAUGCUUCAGAGGAAGCACUCGGUGGGGAUGUGCUGCUGUUACUCUGUUUCAGCUUGAUCCUCAGGGAAAGUUGCAUCCCUUGGCAAUCGCAAUCGACUACAAGGAGUCAUUGGAGAAAUCUGUGACGAUCUUCAACAAGCGCUUGAGUCCUUCCCAGACAAACGUUGACCAAGAAACCGAUUGGCCUUGGAGAUAUGCCAAGACCUGUGCCCAAGUGUCUGAUUGGAUUCGACAUGAACUGGCCAUUCAUCUCACAAACACGCACUUGAUUGAAGAAGGCAUCAUUGUCGCUGCUCACCGCACUCUCCCCUCCGACCACGCUGUCAACAGACUCUUGUCCCCUCAUUGGAUAAAGACAUUGUCCCUCAAGUGA
Messenger RNA from Mollisia scopiformis, 1291 nucleotides. Its product is annotated as Lipoxygenase. The transcript has 3 exons. Bases 191 to 1291 code for a protein of 366 amino acids. The record is from RefSeq and is a predicted model, not a curated record. Gene Ontology annotation, biological process: lipid oxidation. Gene Ontology annotation, molecular function: metal ion binding; oxidoreductase activity, acting on single donors with incorporation of molecular oxygen, incorporation of two atoms of oxygen. NCBI's taxonomy places the organism in Eukaryota, Fungi, Ascomycota, Leotiomycetes, Helotiales, Mollisiaceae.